UUCUUCCAAACCCUUUUUUUUUGUGACGCUCGAGAACUAUAAAUAGUGCAUGAUGUAUUUACUCAUGAUUAUUUCUUAACAAGUUACCUUAGCUAUGGCCAGUCUAAUUGCUGGAUUAUGACCGUAGCGUAGCCCUAGGAGGGGACAUUCUGAAUCAGAAAGCGGUGCACAUUAUUCUGCCGCCAAUUUUCUUAUCAAGUGAUACGCCGACUGCUCUGACAAAAAUUGCAUGUCAGGUUGAUUGCUCUAAUUCUUCAUUAAUAAUAUAUCGACUAUCUUUAUUAAUUGGAUAAAACUUACCUUCUACACUACGACACGCGAUUCCAAUCAUCCGGAGAGAAACGAAACCAUGGCCACAGACGCAGACUCCGACCCCGUCGUCGCAUCCUACGACGUCUACCUCACAGACUCCGAAAUCUCGCGCUACGUCCUGCAAUACCUCGACCGACCCGCGAACCAAGCCUAUGAUGAUCGCCAUGGCCAAAAGCCUACAGCGCUCCGUCUGAAGCCGCAAACGGGGCUCGUUGAAGUGGACGUCCCGAUUAGCACGCGGGUGAAUUAUGAUGUCGGGAAGGGGCUACGGUACGGUGAUGCGAUAAAGAAAAGUCGGAGUGCAAGAGAAGGGGGUGCGUAUGGUAUGGCGGGUGGGUUCAGUGGGGGGGGUGCUGGUAGUGGUAGCAGUGGUGGGAAGGUUAAGAUGGAGGAUGGGGAUGUGGAGAUGGGAGGGAUGAAGAAAGGGGGAGAUGCGGAGGAGACGGCGUCGUUGUUGAGGCUUCAGACGCUUGGUGGGAGGAUUAAAACGCCGGAGGAUGGGGAUCCGGUUUAUAUGCUUGGUGCAUUUCGGGGGAAGGAUUUACAUCUUUCUCCCGUGUCUGCUGUUGUCCAAUUACACCCACAAUUACACCACCUCGAUGCCUUGGAUGAGGUUCCUACAAAGGGGAGAGGCAAAGCCCGGAAAGAAGGCGAGGAGGAACGCGCCGCCGAAAACGAAGCCCGGACCAUUGAUGUUAAGAUCAAGGCCGCCGGUGAAGAUGGAGAAGCCGCCAUGGUUGCUGGCAAUCUGGAGCUUCUGAAGAAGAUGCAAGAUGAGAAGUGGAAUGCGUAUGAAUGGGUUGAUGCAGAGACCGAUGAAUCAUGGCAAACAUAUGAAGGAUGCAUGAUCAAUCAGGAGAUAGAGACCCUCCCGCAGUUGCAGUCCGCUGUUGAGGGUGAAGACUACUUGGAUCAGAUGAGCGCACCGCGUAUUGACCCGGCGCAUCCAGAAUUGACCGGGUGGGCGAUGAAGCAGAAUCGGAAGAAGCAGCAAGAGGGUAGUCCGGUUACGGAAUGAGUGGCUUAUUUUGUUGCCUGACUUGUUGUGUAAAUGCAUGGGUAUUAGAGUGUUACGGUUGCAUAUAUCAUGUUGAUUCAUUUUUAUUUAUAUUUUCGCUCCAGUCUAGGGAUGAAAUAGGAACAGGGAUGUUCAGGGUGAUGACAAUGGCUCUCAGAACGAGUAGUUAAUUCUUUGCUCUCUAAGUAGGGUCGGGUGAAUAUAUACCGAAGUACCAACCCCACCUAUUGACACGACUCAAACACGCAUAAUUAUUCUAUUCCCACUUUUUUAACAGGAAAUCCUGAAGCAAAGAACCAUACACAGAAGUUUACAACCAAAUCCAC
This is a messenger RNA of Aspergillus ruber CBS 135680, 1656 nucleotides long. RefSeq lists its product as uncharacterized. Gene Ontology annotation, cellular component: nucleus; RNA polymerase III complex. The record is from RefSeq and is a predicted model, not a curated record. The coding region runs from base 350 to 1330 and encodes 326 amino acids. Lineage: Eukaryota; Fungi; Ascomycota; Eurotiomycetes; Eurotiales; Aspergillaceae. The transcript has 3 exons. Gene Ontology annotation, biological process: DNA-templated transcription.